Molecule: messenger RNA, 1469 nt
Organism: Toxorhynchites rutilus septentrionalis
Lineage: Eukaryota; Metazoa; Arthropoda; Insecta; Diptera; Culicidae
Exons: 3
Coding region: 342-1406 (354 amino acids)
Source: RefSeq, a predicted model, not a curated record
CAUAAACAAACAACUUGGUGAGAUUUUGAAUCUCGAAGGAACCGAAGGAACAGUGUCAAUUUCUAUAGUUUUGAGUUUGCUUGAACCAAAGGCACUCUAUCUGAUUAGAAAUCCCAAACGCAUUUUUAAAUUGUUGGAACCUGAAUGAAAACUAUUGCUUAAUGUUAUUUGAACGCUUAAAACACAUCGUCCUGUAGUCUUGGACAAUUUUUUUAUGAAUUUCCAAAUAUUUCCGUUCAAAUUCAAUCUGAAAAUCCCGAAAAACUAUUAUUAGUUUCGGUUCGAUCCCACGUAACUCGAGGUUCAUUGCCGUCAACAAGGAUUGUUUUCCUAUUGAUACAAUGAACAUCUCUUGCGUUAUAUGCAACGACUCUCCUGAAAAAAGUUUGGACUGCGUCCUCCUACAGUUUCCUGACAAUGUUGAACAACCGGUUCUUUAUCAAAAAUACAUUACAAUCUGUGAUCUGGACGAAGCAACACUUCCAAACAAAAGCGAACUGUUCAUCUGUUCUAUGCAUUUUGAACCCGAAUGCUUCGAGGAUGGCUCGGAACAGCACCGAUUGAGAGAGGAAGCAAUUCCAAGUUUGAACCUGGAACGGAUCGAGAUCGAAGCAUAUGUUGAUGAAGAAUUUCAAAUGUUGGAUGAGUAUGUUCCACUGUUUAACAUUAAGCAGACCGCACCGUCGGAAUCAGUGGAGGAUACAAUCGAUACAACAAAUUCUCCAAUCAUUCCAAAGAUUGAACCACUGGAAGAGGUGCAAGAACUCUUUUUCGAAGAAUCCGAGGUCAAAACAGAAGCUCCAGACUUGGAUGAGGAAGUCCCAGACCCCUUCGAUAGCGUCGAACACGAACCAUCGCCGAAUGAAGAUUCAAGGUAUUGUAUCAUCUGUAAAAACAGUGAAAGCGAGAAUCAGGACUGCCGUCUGUAUGUUUUUCCUCGAAAGAUACCCUCAAUUUACCACAAAUGGAUGCUUGCCGCUGGUUUAGAUGCCGAGGAUUACAAGACUCAGGAUAUAUACAGUUGCCAGCGACAUUUUCCCGAAAAUGGAUUUUUUGCUGAUGGAAAGUUUGUUCAAAGUUGGGCAAUUCCGAACUUAAAUAUGCCCACUGGAAACGGUUCAUCCGAUUUGCAGAUAGCGAAAGAAUCAUCUAAACCAAACCAAACCAAAAUUCUUAACGCUUCUGCUAAGACAUCGACUGCGGAAAAUAAAACGGAUGGCGUUCAAAUCGUAAUUAAAUCCAACCCAAUGAACCGAAAAAAUGCAGAGGCGCUAAAUAUCGACCCGGACAGUUACGCAAAAACGUUUGCCAAAGUCGUGUCGGAGCUGGUGCCAAGAACACUCAACUACAACGGCGAGGAACGGCCAGUAACAGGAACGAUCGUGUUUGAGUCAAAUCUAUUCUAAGUGAUACAUUCGUUAUGCAAACCCUGCAUUACAAGAAAAUUAAUAAACGAAAAAAUCUUUAAU